UUGUAUUUUCACAUUUUUUACAUAAUGACACUCGGUUUCUAGACAAUGGCAGCAACCAAGCGUAAUGCAGGGCUGACAUCUGCAGUUCCCAGAGCCACUCUUAAUGAUGAAGAAUUGAAAAUGCAUGUAUACAAGAAGACACUGCAAGCCCUCAUCUACCCAAUAUCCAGCACAACACCCCACAACUUUGUUCUGUGGACAGCGACAUCACCAACUUACUGCUACGAAUGUGAGGGUCUGCUUUGGGGCAUUGCAAGACAAGGGGUUCGCUGUACAGAAUGUGGUGUGAAAUGUCACGAGAAAUGCAAGGACCUGCUGAAUGCUGACUGCUUGCAAAGGGCUGCUGAGAAGAGUUCAAAACAUGGAGCUGAAGACAAAGCAAAUAGUAUCAUCACUGCCAUGAAAGAACGUAUGAAGCAAAGAGAACGAGAGAAGCCAGAAAUAUUUGAACUUAUCAGGGCUGUAUUUGGAGUUGAAGAAAAAAGUCACAUUGGGCACAUGAAAGCUGUGAAACAGUCCGUAUUAGAUGGUACCAGCAAGUGGUCAGCAAAAAUAGCCAUAACAGUUAUCUGCGCCCAGGGUUUGAUUGCAAAGGAUAAAAGUGGAACAUCUGAUCCAUAUGUUACUGUACAAGUUGGAAAAGUUAAGAAGCGGACCAAGACCAUGCCGCAAGAGCUCAAUCCAGUUUGGAAUGAAAAAUUUUAUUUCGAAUGUCACAACUCAUCAGAUCGUAUCAAAGUCCGGGUGUGGGAUGAAGAUAAUGAUCUCAAAUCCAAACUGAGGCAGAAACUUACACGAGAGUCAGAUGAUUUUCUUGGACAGACAAUUAUUGAGGUCCGAACACUUUCUGGAGAAAUGGAUGUGUGGUACAACCUCGAGAAGCGCACUGACAAGUCUGCUGUGUCCGGUGCGAUUCGCUUACAUAUAAGUGUUGAAAUUAAGGGUGAAGAAAAGGUCGCACCUUAUCAUGUACAGUAUACAUGUCUUCAUGAAAACUUGUUCCAUUCUCUAUGUGAAGAGAACAGUGGAAUGGUCAAAUUACCAACAGCAAAAGGAGAUGAUGCUUGGAAAGUGUACUUUGAUGAAGCAGCAGAAGAAAUUGUUGAUGAAUUUGCCAUGAGAUAUGGCAUUGAAUCAAUAUAUCAAGCUAUGACGCACUUUCAUUGCUUAUCAACAAAGUACCUGUGCCCUGGAGUGCCUGCUGUGAUGAGUACUCUUCUUGCCAACAUUAAUGCAUAUUACGCACACACUACAGCAUCUUCUGCUGUAUCAGCAAGUGAUCGCUUUGCAGCGUCAAACUUUGGGAAGGAGAAAUUUGUUAAGCUGCUGGACCAAUUGCACAAUUCACUUCGGAUAGAUUUGUCAAUGUACCGCAACAACUUUCCAGCAUCGAGCCAAGAAAAACUUAUGGAUCUUAAGUCCACUGUGGAUCUGCUCACCAGCAUCACUUUCUUUCGCAUGAAAGUCCAAGAACUUUCUAGUCCUCCACGUGCAAGCACAGUUGUGAAAGACUGUGUAAAAGCAUGUCUUCGAUCUACAUAUCAGUUCCUCUUUGAGAACUGUUAUGAGCUUUACAACAGAGAAUUCCAGGUCGACCCAAAUGAAGCGAAAAGGGACCAAGAGGAUCACGGGCCUCGCCUGGAUAGUUUGGAUUUCUGGCACAAACUUAUUGCACUCAUAGUGUCCGUCAUAGAAGAAGACCGCAAUAGUUAUGCUCCUGUACUGAAUCAAUUUCCUCAGGAGCUCAAUAUUGGCCAGUUGUCUGCAGCAACAAUGUGGAGCCUUUUUGCUGUUGAUAUGAAGUAUGCUUUAGAAGAACAUGAGCAGCACCGCCUUUGCAAAUCAUCAGCAUACAUGAACUUACACUUCAAAGUGAAGUGGUUACACACUAAUUAUGUGAAGGAUGUGCCUCCAUAUAAAGGAUCGGUUCCAGAGUAUCCAGCGUGGUUUGAACCAUUUGUUAUGCAGUGGCUUAAUGAGAAUGAUGAUGUAUCACUGGAAUACCUGCAUGGAGCAUUUACUAGAGACAAGAAGGAUGGUUUCCAGAGAAGCAGUGAACAUGCACUUUUCUCAAAUUCAGUUGUUGAUGUGUUCACCCAGUUGACUCAGUGCUUUGAUGUUGUUUCAAAGCUUGAAUGCCCUGAUCCUGAGAUAUGGAAACGCUACAUGAAACGUUUUGCCAAGACAAUAGUAAAAGUAUUGGUAGAGUAUGCUGACAUCGUCAAAAAGGAGUUUCCUAUUCAUCUCAAGGAGGAGCGAAUAGCUUGCAUACUGAUGAAUAACAUACAGCAACUGCGUGUACAACUAGAAAAAAUGUUUGAAUCAAUGGGAGGUGAAAAACUUGAAGAAGAUGCAGCCAACAUUUUAAAAGAGUUGCAACAAAAUCUAAACUCUGCUUUGGAUGAUCUGGCAGUGCUUUUUGCAACAAGCCUGGAGCCUCGUAUAACAGCAAGUGUGAAAGAACUAGGAGACUUACUUUUAGCUAUCAAAGGAGGAGGGCAGGUUACACUGAAUCAGCCAUCUCAGAGACAUGCUGUGGCAGCAGAAGCAGAUGAAGUGUUGAGACCACUUAUGGAUUUGCUUGACGGAUCACUAUCACUGUAUGCUGAAUCAUGUGAAAAAACAGUUCUAAAGAGACUGUUGAAAGAGCUGUGGAAAAUAGUUAUGAGAAUACUGGAGAAGACUGUUGUGCUUCCUCCAAUGACAGACAAAAGUAUGAUUUUAAAGAACCUCACAGAUAAUGCCAAGAAUUUGGCUGCAAAUGCGAAAAUUGAAGACAUGUCUCGUCUUUUCAAGAACCACAUGGCUGGAAAACAGGAUGUAAAAAACGCUCUUAGUGGAGUAAUGGACAUCUCAAAAGAAGUCGAGAAGAAUCUCUCGCCAAAGCAGUGUGCUGUGCUUGAUGUGGCACUGGAUACAAUCAAACUAUAUUUCCAUGCAGGUGGUAAUGGAUUGAAAAAAGCAUUCUUGGAGAAAAGCCCUGAGCUCCAGUCACUUCGUUACGCUCUCUCACUGUACACACAAACAACAGAUACUCUAAUAAAGACAUUUGUUACAACUCAGACAAAUGAAGUUCCACUUAACAACAAAUCAAACCUUAGACAACGUUCAAUAUCCAUUGAACGUGAAGAGGAAGAGGGAAUGGAAGGGCUAGAAGAGCCUCUGAAAGCCAAGAAACGUAGGGAAUCACGCCAAGAAGCACAGAGUAUUGAUGAGGGUAGUGUGGGAGAAGUUUCCAUACAGGUGGAUCUGUUCACUCAUCCAGGAACUGGAGAACAUAAAGUGACAGUCAAAGUGGUGGCAGCCAAUGACUUAAAGUGGCCCACAGUAACGGGAAUGUUCCGGCCAUUUGUGGAAGUUAAUCUCAUUGGACCUCAUUUAGCUGAUAAAAAACGAAAGCAUGCAACCAAAUCUAAAUCAAACAACUGGUCUCCAAAGUACAAUGAAACUUUUCAUUUCAUUAUUGGAAAUGAAGAGCAGCUGGAUUACUUUGAACUUCACAUAUGCAUCAAAGACUACUGUUUUGCUCGGGAAGAUCGUUUAGUUGGUGUAGCUGUAAUGCAGCUCAAAGACAUUGUGGAGCAGGGUUCAUGUGCAUGUUGGCUCUCACUAGGGAAAAGGAUACAGAUGGAUGAAACAGGUUGGACAAUUUUGAGAAUAUUAUCUCAGCGAACAAAUGAUGAAGUAGCAAAAGAAUUUGUCAAACUGAAGUCUGAUGUCCGGACGGAAAAUCCUUUACCGAACCCAACGUGAGAGUCCUGUGAUUGAUAGGUUAGUGAAUGGAAAUGACUCUUCCACCGUCCGGCAAUAUUUGCCACAAUAAAGCAGAAGAAAUGUGGAGUGAAAUGUGUGUGUAGUGAAGUUUGUUAGGUAACUAUGGCUUUAAGUGAGCUGGUACAAAUUACCAUUGAUCACAAAAAAUAAAUAAAUAAAGAGACAGUAUAAAGAUUUGGAAAAACCAACACCAUUCCAUGUGAUUGCUAAUCGAAAGGAGGAAACUGCAAUAGCAGAAGUUUUUACAAAAGGAAUCGCACAUAAUAUAAUUACAGAAAUGAAGAAAAUGAAACAGCUUUUGUAUUUCAUUUACAAAUUAUCUUUUAAACAAAAAAGUAAUAAAAUUUAUCCCAAAAAAUGCUUGUUGUGCUGGCUCAAGCAACAUACAAGACCAUAUUCUGAAUUUCUCUAAUCACAGGAACUGUCAAAAGUUUUCAGCAAUACACAUAUGUGCUAUUGUUAAAUGUUUGGCGAUGUACAUGGCUUGAAAAGACUUUGUUCAGUGAAUGGAAAUUGUGACCAAGUGAUGUUAAUGUGCUUCAAGGACACAUUGUCUCAGUUACCCAUGUGCUCUCCUCACAUUUUCAUAACUAGACCAAUGGUUACAAUGUAUACAUAGACUCCAAAGACAAGAUGUGCUUUUUUGAAAAACUUUUGCAUUUUGUCUUGAAUGAAACUGCAUUUUAUUAUUCUAAAUGCUCCAACAAAGCACCAAUAAUGUGCCCCCUCAUUAAGUUCCAUGUGAGACAUUGUUAAAAUAUUUCAUGUUCUCUUUGCUUCAGAACACUGGUAUCCAACUAUUUCACUGUGAUAUUUUUGAGGCUACCUGCCUUCCAGCCUCUUUGACAGGUCAUAUCGACCACUUAAGAUCUCUAUUUCUCUCUUUAUCUUCCAUAACACAGUAAUAGCUUUUUAAAGAAAAAUGUAUGCUCAUGUGCGUAUGCAUGUACAUAAAAAUUAGAUCACUGAUAAAAACUCUGUCACAAAUGAUUUACGUAUUCUGUUAUCCUCAUCAGAAAUU
Messenger RNA from Schistocerca nitens (vagrant locust), 4795 nucleotides. RefSeq names its product protein unc-13 homolog B (gene unc-13). Gene Ontology annotation, molecular function: phospholipid binding; syntaxin-1 binding; calmodulin binding. Gene Ontology annotation, biological process: dense core granule priming; neuromuscular junction development; synaptic transmission, glutamatergic. The coding region runs from base 46 to 3753 and encodes 1235 amino acids. The transcript is spliced from 23 exons. The record is from RefSeq and is a predicted model, not a curated record. Gene Ontology annotation, cellular component: presynaptic membrane; plasma membrane; synaptic vesicle membrane. Lineage: Eukaryota; Metazoa; Arthropoda; Insecta; Orthoptera; Acrididae.